UGCAGGAAGGCGAAACCUCCAAGGACGCAUCAUUGCUCGAUAUGUAGGAGGUGUGUGUUGAAGAUGGACCACCAUUGCCCAUGGGUUGCUCAGUGCGUUGGUUUCCGCAACUACAGGACUUUCUUUCUGUUCAUGUUCUGGUUGUGGGUU
Molecule: messenger RNA, 150 nt
Organism: Guillardia theta CCMP2712
Lineage: Eukaryota; Cryptophyceae; Pyrenomonadales; Geminigeraceae
Exons: 3
Molecular function (GO): palmitoyltransferase activity
Source: RefSeq, a predicted model, not a curated record